Molecule: messenger RNA, 2436 nt
Organism: Aureobasidium pullulans EXF-150
Lineage: Eukaryota; Fungi; Ascomycota; Dothideomycetes; Dothideales; Saccotheciaceae
Exons: 2
Coding region: 165-2126 (653 amino acids)
Biological process (GO): sphingolipid biosynthetic process; fatty acid elongation, polyunsaturated fatty acid; fatty acid elongation, monounsaturated fatty acid
Cellular component (GO): endoplasmic reticulum membrane
Molecular function (GO): fatty acid elongase activity
Source: RefSeq, a predicted model, not a curated record
CGCGACGCGCUCCCUCCACCAAACCUCUCUGACCUCACUCGACUCCAAGCUCAAGUUCGACAGACUACAGGCCAUGCUGUGUGCAUAAUUGCCGACAUUACUACCGCCUCUCUCUCCAUCACUCUCCAUCAUUGACCUCCUGCACGCGCGUGCACACCUCAAACAUGUCAGGACCCUCGAUACACUUCACGGUCCCUGACCGAUCGCUGUUCAAGUUCCCUCCGGACAACCUUCCAGCCGCUCUCCCUCCUCCGUCCGACGAGGCCACUUGGAAGUCGCCCUUUCCCAUCGAUUUCGACGUCUUCAACCGCGCCCUCGACGUCAAGGUGCCUAUCACCAUCGCAACUACAUAUGUCAUUACAGUUCUCGCCAUCAACGCCUACAAUAGGCGCCAGGGCAAUAAGCCAUGGUGGAUCAGCACAACUCGCGGUUUCAAGAUCUUUGUUGUCCUGCACAAUGUCUUCCUGGCUGUCUAUUCCGGUGUCACCUUCUACGCCAUGUGUCGCGCUAUCAACGCGACCUGGCCUGGACUUGAUAACAGCGCUGGUGUGGCCGGUGUUGCCGACUCUCUCUGCAAGAUCAACGGCCCUCGCGGCCUAGGCGACGCUGUCUACUACAAUGCUACCUCCAGCCUCUGGCAAACCAAGAACGAAAUCAUCAAGUUGAUGCCAGAGGGUGUCCCUGAUUCCACCGAUGUCGGUCGUCUAUGGAACGAGGGUCUUGCAUUCUGGGGCUGGUUCUUCUACCUGUCCAAGUUCUACGAGGUCAUCGACACUGGCAUUAUCGUCGCAAAGGGCAAGAGAAGCGCAACUCUGCAGACCUACCACCACGCAGGCGCUAUGUUGUGCAUGUGGGCUGGUAUCCGCUACAUGUCCCCCCCUAUCUGGAUGUUUGUCUUUAUCAACUCUUUCAUCCACACUCUGAUGUACACUUAUUUCACCCUCUCUGCCAUCAACAUCCGUGUGCCCAACGCUCUCAAGCGUACCUUGACAACCAUGCAGAUCGCUCAAUUCCUCUUUGGCGCAUCCUACGCCGCCAUCCACCUCUUUGUCAAGUACGACAUUCCUAUUGCCACUGCAUACAGCAUCUUCCACCCCAUCUCUUCUGCCGCUGCAAAGGCUUCUGCGACCGCCUCGAGUGUUGUUUCGGCUGUUCCUGCCGAGACCUAUGGUGCCAUCCUUCGCCGUAUUCUUCUUCGCGCUGCUGGUGACGAGGGUGUUGCCGAGAAUGUUCGCGACAAGCAGGGAAACAUCAUCAUGGAGCAGGCAAAGGAGGCAAUCCAAAAGUAUCACGAAGAGACCCGUUACAGAACCGACUACACCACCAUCAACUGCCUUGACACCACUGGACAAAGCUUUGCUGUUUGGCUCAACAUUCUUUAUCUCUUCCCCCUGACUGUCCUCUUCGUUCGUUUCUUCAUCCGCGCCUACGUUUUCCGCAGUGGCUCAAGCAAGUCGAGAAGCAAGCGCCACUCCGCUAGCCGCGCUACCAAGGAAGCCGCACAGGGAACCAACCGCGAAAUUGAGCAUGCUGGCAAGGCUGUCGAGAAGAAGCUUAGCCACCUCCCGGAAGACUUUGCAGCCGCUGAGAAGAGACUCGAGAAGAAGCUAGGCCAUCUCCCAGAGGACUUCAAGACGACCGAGAAGAAGCUUGAGAAGAAGCUCGGUAGUGCCGCCAAGGAUUUCGAAGCCGAAUUGAAGAAGGAUCUCCAAGCCCUUAAGGAAGGCAAACUUCCUCGCUCCAACCGACCCGUUAGUGACCGCGUCCAGAGCUUCGAGCGCAAGAUGACUCCCACCAAGAAGGAUCCGCAGCAAAUCAAGGAUGAGGCAGCCGACAGCAUUGAUGAGCUGAAGGAGCGUGUGAAGCUGGAGACCACUGACAGCGCCCCUGACUCUGCUAGCGCAGCCGGCUCACCAACCAAGAAGCAAAAGAAGAGAAAGAACAAGAAGAACAAGAACAAGCAGGCUACUGCUGGCGCCGAUAACAACGACGACCACACGGACGCCGCUGAUUCAGGCUCCGAGCACGAGCAUACCGAGCCAGAGAACUACGCUGCCGCAGUGAAGGAGAACUUGAAGAAAGAGGGGGAGAAACAGGACAUCAAGCAAGAGACAGACGAAGCUUAGAAGGAACGCUGGUUUAAAAGCCGCUUGGGGAAAUUUGGCCGUAGAUCCGGAAAUGUUAUAUUGUUAGGGUUGUGAUCUUUGAUAAAGGUCACAUGGAAAGACAGAUUUGAUGACAUGCCCGUCAUUCUUACAUUAGUUAGCUGGAGCGGUCAACUGUACUAUAACUAUAACCAUCACCACAUUCGCAGAUAGCAAUGAAGCAACGAGCAACCACGUGAACCUCUAGAUACUGAGCUCAUCAGUUAGGAUAAGCUUGCGAUAGGGCUUCUCAUGUCGCUUCGAAAAGGCAGGAUAUUUUCGUACUCAGGUA